ACCUAAAGCAGUAAGUUCUGGUUUGAUCUGUAAGGCUUAGUAAGCAAUGCUCAAGCUGUUUGUUUGCAAACAGCGGUGGCUUCCGUUAAAAGUAACGCGUGGGCUGGGCGCGGUGGCUCACGCCUGUAAUCCCAAUACUUUGGGAAGCCAAGGUGGGCAGAUCACGAAGUCAGGAGUGCGAGACCAGCCUGACCAACAGGAUGAAACCUCGUCUCUACUAAAAAUACAAAAAUUAGCCCAGCAUGGUGGCACGUGCCUGUAAUUUCAGCUACUCAUUAGGCUGAGGCAGGAGAAUCGCUUGAACCCAGGAGACCAAGGUUAGAGUGAGCCGAGAUUGCACCAUUGCACUCCAGCCUGGGCAAGGGAGCAAGACUCCAUCUCAAGAAAAAAAAAAAAAAAAGAAAGAAAAGAAAAGAAAGGGGCCGGGCGGGGUGGCUCACACCUGUAAUCCUAGCACUUUGGGAGGCAGAGGUGGGUGUAUCACCUGAGGUCAGGAGUUCAAGACCAGCCUGGCCAUCAUGGUGAAACACCAUCUUUUAAAAAUAAAAUAAAAAGAAAAGAAAAGAAAAAAGAAAAGAAAAGCGCGGCAGACGCAAGGACUCACGAAAUGACGGCGGCAGGUGAAGAGCCCGGCUCUAGGACUCGCGAGAUGACGGUUGCGGGUGGGGAGCUGGGCUAAAGGACUCAGGAGAUGAUGGCGGCAGGUGGAGAGCCAGGCUCCAGGACUCGCGAGCUGACGGCGGCCAGCCAGGAGCCGGGCUUCAGGACUCGCGAGAUUACGGUGGCCAAUGGGAGCCAGGCUCAAGAAAUCACGAGAUAACAGCAGCCAAUGGGGUGCUGAGCUCCAGGACUCACGAGAUAACAGCAGCCACUGUGGAACCCGGAGGCAGUUGCUAGGCGCACUCUAGAGCGCGACAAAGGAGACCAAGGGUGUGCCGUUUGUUUCGUCACCGCAAAGAGGCAGGCAGUGGUGCUGUCAGCGACAAAGGAGGCCCAAGGCGUCCCAACCUGCUUUUGAGGCGAGCUCUCCGCCCACAGAAAUGAAUAAACGGACUGCCAUAUUAUAUACCUCGUCUCCAACCAUGAAGGUGCCUGCCCUGUCUGGCAGGACUGGAUGCAACAACAACUUGGCAAGUCUCUUCGAGUGUCCGGUCUGCUUAGACUAUGCGUUACCACCAAUUUUUCAGUGUGAGAGAGGCCAUAUUGUUUGUAACAGCUGUCACUCGAAGCUCACUUUCUGUCCAACUUGCCGGGGCCCCUUGGGAUUCAUUCGCAACCUGGCUAUGGAGAAAGUAGCUAACUCUGUAAUUUUUCCGUGUACAUAUGCCCUUUCUGGAUGUCGAAUAACUGUGCCAUACAAAGAAAAAGCAGAGCACGAAAAAGUUUGUAAGUUUAGGCCUUGUCGCUGCCCGUGCCCGGGUACUCUCUGUAAAUGGCAUGGUCCUCUGGAAGCUAUAGUGCAUCAUCUGAGGAAUGAGCAUGACUACAUUAUAACCCUAAAGAGAGAGUACAUAAUUUUUCUUGCUACAAAUGUUAAUCUUGUUGGUGCUUUCGAUUGGGUGAUGAUGCAGUUCUGUUAUGGCUUUCACUUCAUGUUAGUCUUGCAGAAACAGGCAAAUAACAAUGGUGACCAGCACUUCUUCAUAACUGUACAACUGAUCGGAACAUGCCAGGAAGCUGAGGGUUUUGUUUACCGACUUGAGCUAAAGGGUGAUCGCCGACGACUGACUUGGGAAGCGACUCCUCUAUCUAUUCAUGAGGACAUAGCAACAGCCAUUAAGAAUCGUGACUGCUUAAACUUCAACGCACGAACUGCACAGUUUUUUGAAGAAAAUGACAAUUUAAGCAUCACUGUAACUAUUAAGAUGUGUUGAAAUGGCACUCAAACAUUUUCUGGCCAGUGUUUGAAACGUUAAUUUCACAGAAAAACAGGCACCCAUCUGCCUGCCAACCUGAAACUCUUCACAGGUAUAAGCUCAACACAUGGAAGUAAAUUUAAAAAGGCUAUUAAAUACAGGAAACAGUUGUGUAUAGUAACAUUAAUAUGUUUAAAGAUGGCCAUAUUUUGCGUUAAGAAAGCAUCAUAAAAUCAUUUUGAGUUUUUGCUUGUUGUAGAUAAUAUUGUUGAAAAAUGAUGCUUUUGUACUGAUUUUGUUUUGGGGGUGUGUGUGUUUGGUUUGUUGUUGUUUUUUUUUUCCUUUGACAAGCCAUGUUCAGUGGUCAUGGACCACUGCUUUUCCCCUUUGUGAGUGAAUACAUAGUGCUGCUAUGUGGUAUUUUUUGUGUAUAUUUGCUAAUUUUUUAUUCUAGUUUUUGUUAAAUAGAUUUGACUUUGUAUUCUGUAAUUCAGGUUUUAUCUCACUUUUUUGUACCAUUUUAAGGAUAGUGUCUUUUGAUAUGAAUAAUCGUUUAUGGUAAAAUUUAUAAUGUGUUCCAUGCAUAUUCUUUUCCUCCUGUUAAUCAGUUCAUUAGAAAUAUUUUUAAAUCAGCUGUUUUGUGAAGACAUGAGUUCCAGAAAGUAAAGGUGACAUCAGAAAAGAUAUGAAAACUUAUUAAAAACAUAAGGUGGUCUCUCUCUCUUUCUCUCUUCUACAAAUGAGUCAUACUGUUGAGAUUAAUCUUUGAAAGCUUAGAGAAUAAGUAGAUGCUAUAAAUACUGAAAAUCGGGCUUUUUUUCAUUUUACAAAUAUCUUGGGCAAAUUAUGUUUAAAAUUUGUUCUUUUGUUUAUUGGUUUUAAAGGCAUUGUCAUGCACAGAUCUUAAUUAAAAGCAAAUCAUAUGUUUAAAAAGG
Messenger RNA from Callithrix jacchus (white-tufted-ear marmoset), 2791 nucleotides. The record is from RefSeq and is a predicted model, not a curated record. NCBI's taxonomy places the organism in Eukaryota, Metazoa, Chordata, Mammalia, Primates, Cebidae.